Theobroma cacao (cacao) is the source of this 1148-nucleotide messenger RNA. The record is from RefSeq and is a predicted model, not a curated record. Lineage: Eukaryota; Viridiplantae; Streptophyta; Magnoliopsida; Malvales; Malvaceae.
UCUUUUCGAUUGCAUUGAGCUUCCUCUUACUUUUUGCUUAUCCCAUUUCUGAGCUUCCAACUCCAAGUUUUGAGUACCACAAUGCCUUUAACGAUGAUGCAUUGGGAAUUGACUACAAAAUGGAAAGAGAUCAAUCUUGGAUGUAUCAACGACUAACUCCUAAUGGCUUCAUGAGGGAUGAACUUAUGAAUGGAAUUCAAGAAUUUAUUGAUUUUGCAUCUUUUAACCCUACAUUUAUCUGGGGGAACAAAACUAGAUGCCUUUGCUCUCAAUGUAGCAACACUAGGUUUCUAAGUUCUGAUAAGGUGGAAGAGCACUUUCUAAAAAAGGGUUUUACUGGUGCUUAUACAAUAUGGAGUUUACAUGGGGAACAUGAGCUUGGACAAUCAACAAGAAGUAAAGAUAGGGUUGAACCAUAUUCUAGUCAUAGGGAACAUGGAGAACCAAUAUAUGAAAAGGAAAUAGAAAAUCAAUAUGUUAGAAUGGUUUGGGAUGAUAUGGGUUUGGAAAUUAUUUUGAAUGCUAGUCAUGAUAAUGACUCAAGAUCUAUGGAGCAAGAUCCAAAUCCAAAUAUAGCGAGCUUUUACUCUUUGUUGGGUGGUGCCGAUGAACCUUUGUGGUUAGGUUGCACAAAGCACACAAUGUUCUCAGCAGUGUUGCAACUUUUAAAUGUUAAAUCAAAGUUAGUUUUAAGUGAGUUGUGUUUUGAUUGUUUGAUGGAUAUAAUAAAAAAUAUAUUGUCAGAAGAUGAAACUUUACCCAAUGACUUCUAUACAAUGAAAAGGAAAAUGGUGACACUUGGAUUUGGAUAUGACAAAAUUCAUGCAUUAUUAAAAACAAAAGCUAGGAGUAAAUACCACCUUCCAUGUAGUGGAGACAAAGAAAAUGAAAUUGAUCAGAAUGAAGAAGUGUAUCAAGAAGAUGAUGUGUCUAUUUCAAUUAAUAUUAGUCCUUCUGAGGACCUUGAUAUCUCUAUACUAUUAACAAGUGGUGAUUAUGAAAAGGUUAAUGUCUUGAUUGAGGACAAACAAAAUGAAGGAGAAAUAGAUGAAGAAGAACUUAAGGACCAAGAUGAAGAAACUUUUAGUGAUAGCGAUGAAAAUGAAGUUCAUGAAGAACAUGAGUUUGCUUAUUUUGAAAGCAAUUAA